UAUUAUAAGUAUUUGAGCUGACGCUGGCCGGUGGCAGUGAGAGGAUCAACUCUAGCAAUUCUCGUACGACGCCAUCGUCGGUGACCCGAACCCCGACUUUCAUGUUCGACAUUCGAACUAUCUAAAAUUAGUCAAUUAAUUGCGCUAUAUAUAGUGUUUUCGUGUCUAUGAGGGAGCAUAUCAAUAUAUAUAAGAUAUAUUUCAUUCACUGCGACCGUUGUUGAAUCUCGGUCUCUACCUAUCUCGAUUCCUGAGCCACACUCAAUUGAUAAACUUCAUUCACGGAAUUUUCACAAUGGCGAACGGACAGACUUCCAACGAGCCCAUGCUCUGCCUCACCAUGUGCGCUUACAAGCGUGAGGGUAUGGACGAUGAAGACUACCGCAAAUACAUGACUGAGCACCACGUGCCGCUUGUUCGUGACCUGAUGGUCAAGCAUGGCAUCGACAAGUACAGCAUGACACAUAGCCCUCCACCUACCCGCGCCCUGAUGAACAAGAUCUUCGAUGCUCAGUUCGCGAAUGUUGCGGACUACGACUGUAUCGUCCAGAUCCAGUUCCGCGACAUUGACCAAUUCAUCGCUCUCAAGGCUGAUCCAGAGUACAAGAGGGCGCUCUUUGCAGAUCACGAGAAAUUCGCAGACACUAAGCGAACAAGGAUGACAAUUGGAUAUGUGCGGGACUUCCUGCGCGAUGGAAUGCUUGUAUAGAUUGGUGAUGGAACGGCGUUAUGAUGGAAUGAUUGGGAUAUAUCUAGCUUCUACUUGUAGAUUGAGAUUACCAAAACUUUUUUGACUCUGAUUCUUAUUCCUUGC
This is a messenger RNA of Xylaria bambusicola, 814 nucleotides long. RefSeq names its product EthD domain-containing protein. NCBI's taxonomy places the organism in Eukaryota, Fungi, Ascomycota, Sordariomycetes, Xylariales, Xylariaceae. The record is from RefSeq and is a predicted model, not a curated record. The transcript is spliced from 3 exons. The coding region runs from base 296 to 709 and encodes 137 amino acids. Gene Ontology annotation, molecular function: oxidoreductase activity.